This is a messenger RNA of Linnemannia hyalina, 1239 nucleotides long. The record is from the annotation of a GenBank genome assembly. Lineage: Eukaryota; Fungi; Mortierellomycota; Mortierellomycetes; Mortierellales; Mortierellaceae.
AUGUUACUCUCUUCUCCCGCCUCCCAAGCCGAAGGCCACCGCCAGCAACAACAGAACCGAUCCCCUAGCCCCGGCUCGAAUAUCCACAUCCACUUCUCCGCACCCUACCACAACCACCACGACUCCACUCUAACGGUCAGCACCAGUGGCAGUGGCGGCAGUGGUAUGAGCGGAUCAACAUACCACAACGGCUCCUCCUCCUUAGAGACGACUGCUGCUCUCCACAUCAACAACAACAACAGCCAUCACCACGUUCAUUACCAUCGGAGCAACUGCAGUUCUAACAACUCGUCGCCGCCGUCGUCGACUUCAAGUACCCGGAGAUUCAAUUACCGACAGCAGCAGCAGCAGCAGGACGAUCCUGCGGCCGAUAGUGGCGCUAUUACCGUCGAUGAGUACAAGGAGAUCUUGAGCGCCGAGGUCUGGAUCGAGAUCCCUAAGCUGCGAGAGUAUGCACGCCAUGGCAUCCCCCGGGAGAUUCGAGGGGAGACGUGGCUAUACCUAUUCGGGAUCCAGGAUGCAGACCGGGCCAAGGAGGUGUCGACACAGAAGCAGCGGAUUCAGGACUUUGAGCAGAUGGACAAGGAGCCCUCAGAGUCGACGAAGAGAGUGCGAGGUGAGAUCUCGCGGUAUAUGCGCAAGACACACAUUGAGUCAAGUCGGGAUAUCCCUCGGUUGUUUGAGGAGAUCAUUAGUGCGUACUGCAACCAGAACCACCAGGUCGAGUACUACCCGGCCAUGGUCAACCUCUGCGCGCCCUUUGUCUAUUCGAUUAAGCGCGAGUGGAAUGCGUAUCUCUGCUUUGAGAAGAUGAUUAACAUUCUUAAUGAGCAUUUCAGUGAUGAGAGUGUGAAUGAGGCGGUGGCAAAGUUCAUGACGCUCUUCCACACCUACAUCCCAGACCUGUACAGCUACUUUGAAGAGGAAGAAGUCAACAUUAAGGAAUGGGCAGCUUCGGCACUCCAGUUUGUGCUCUCUCGAGAAUUGACACUGGAGAACACGAUGCGGUUAUGGGACACGUAUUUCUCGAUCCCAGAUGCGGGCUGGAUUGAUUUCCACCCGUACUUUUGUCUGGCGAUUCUCAAGCAUAUGAAGGAAGGGUUUGAGGAUCUGGAGGAAUCUGAGAUCCGGACUACCUUGAUGCGUCUGCCAGCCUUGGACAUCGAUCAGAUCGUGAAUGAGGCGUUCAACAUCCGGCAUGAGAUCCUGGUGAGGCAGAUCUCGGAUGAUUCUCUUUGA